AUGCGGAAUCUCCUCCAAUCUGCCAAGAUGGGUAUACUUUUCUCCAUUGUCUUAUGUGAGGAAGGCAGGGCCAGCCUUUGUUAUCGAGAGUGUGAUGAUAAUGACCCUGAUAAAGAACACUUUUACAGAACACUUGUUACAAAGUCAAAGACUGACCAUCCUCCCAUCAACAUGCCAUAUCGGUCAUGUACCAAAGUCAUGGUUGGUUCGUGCAACGUUUUGGUUUGUUUCUCAAUACCUCACCAUGGUAUCGAUGAUCCUAUUUAUAUAUGUAACCCUUACACUAGAGAAUACGUUAAUCUUCCAGGAAUAACUGAAAAAGAUGGCCUUGUGGUGAGCGGUUUUGGUUACCAUCAGGUUACCAAUGAGUACAAGGUUGUAAGAAUCUACAACAAAUUCUUAGAUCAGGCCUCUGCUGCACAGAUUGAGGUAUACACUCUUGGCAGUAGUCAUGGGUGGAGAAAAAUAGGAAAAGUUGCUUGCCAGUUCUUAUCAUCUCCGGGCAUCCUCGUUGAUGGAGCUCUUCAUUGGCUAGACCGCAUAUGCCGUACCAUAACGGCCUUCGAUUUGGUCGAUGAGGAGUUUAAGUUAAUCCUAUCACCACCGUGUUUAAACAAUUCAGGUAAGUAUUCUUCUUAUAGACUCCAUGAAGUGGGAGGACACUUGUGCGUCGUUCAUAAAGAGCCAAGUGACCGUGUCGACAUUUGGCUGCUAAAAAUGACGGGGAGGAAUAAGCUUUGUGAUUCUAGCAUGAAUCGACAUGAUAGCUAUGAUUCUUCGUGGAGCUGGUGUAAGGAGUUCAGUAUAGCGUGGCAGGGACUCAACAAGUGUGAAGAUUAUGAGCCAUUCGCCCUCUUGAAGAACAAUAAUGUUCUAUUGUGGUACAACAGAGCCGUUCUUUGUUGCUAUGAUUUAGAAGCAAAAACUUUUAAAAAGCUCAUGGGUGAUGCUGCUGCUGGCGAUUUGAAAUAUUUUCAAGCCAUUCCUCACAAGAAUACUAUUGUUUCCCUGAAAGCUUUAGGAGAAAAGUCCAAGCUUAGAAAAUGCAUAGAAAUCAACGAAUGGUAA
This is a messenger RNA of Papaver somniferum (opium poppy), 1068 nucleotides long. Its product is annotated as F-box protein At3g07870-like. The transcript has a single exon. Lineage: Eukaryota; Viridiplantae; Streptophyta; Magnoliopsida; Ranunculales; Papaveraceae. Bases 1 to 1068 code for a protein of 355 amino acids. The record is from RefSeq and is a predicted model, not a curated record.